AUGUCGACAAUGUUUACCGAGCAUUCCAAGAUUCACCCUGUGCCCGAACGACUAUUACAUGCAAAGAAAGUGGCACCUAAACCUCACAUUGACUCUUUCGAGGCUUAUCAGAAAAUGUACAAGAAAAGUAUUACGGAUCCCGAAGCCUUUUGGGGGAAAUCGGCUAGAGAACUCCUUCAUUGGCACAAACCAUUCGAAACUGUCGUUUCUGGUGGGUUUGAUUACGGAGAUAUCGCAUGGUUUCCUGAAGGUGAACUGAACGCAUCUUACAAUUGCGUUGAUAGGCACGCUCUCGCCAAUCCUGACAAGGUUGCGAUCAUAUACGAGGGCAAUGAACCAGGAAAUAAUCGCACUAUAACAUACGGUGAGCUUCUCCGAGAUGUAAGUCGUCUCGCUAAUGCUCUCAAAUCUUACGGACUGCGCAAGGGCGAUACCGUUGCAAUCUAUAUGCCAAUGGUCCCCGAAGCUAUUAUUGCUUUCCUUGCAUGUGCUCGCCUGGGAGUCGUUCAUUCGGUCGUGUUUGCUGGCUUUUCGGCCGAAGCACUACGUGAUCGUAUUCAAGAUGCUUCUAGUAAAUUGGUUAUCACUGCUGAUGAGGGACGACGAGGUGAAAAGACGAUUCGUAUCAAAAAGAUUGUCGAUGAAGCGUUGAAAGAGUGUCCUACAGUAGAACAUGUGUUAGUAUACAAAAGAACAGGGUCAGACGUACCGUUCAAAGCGCCAAGAGACUUGUGGUGGCACGACGAGAUUGAGAAACACAGGCCAUAUUGUCCACCGGAAAUUAUCAAUUCGGAGGAUGCGUUAUUCUUAUUAUAUACAUCUGGUUCAACUGGUAAACCCAAAGGUAUAUUACAUACGAUCGCAGGGUAUUUGUUAGGAGCCAUGAUAACUUUCAAAUACGUCUUUGAUUAUCAUGAGGGAGACGUUUUUGGAUGCAUGGCAGAUAUCGGUUGGAUUACUGGGCAUACUUACAUCGUCUAUGGGCCUCUCUGUUUCGGCGGCACCACUGUUGUCUUUGAAUCCACACCAAUUUAUCCCACCCCCAGCAGAUAUUGGGAGGUUGUAGCAAAACACAAGAUUACUCAGUUUUACACUGCUCCCACUGCAAUCCGUCUUCUCCGUCGUCUUGGUCGUCAUCACGUGGAAGGAUAUGAUUUAUCUAGCUUGCGUGUAAUCGGUUCCGUUGGAGAACCCAUUAACCCCGAGGCAUGGGAGUGGUAUAAUGAAGUUGUGGGAAAGGGUAAUUGUGCAGUCGUAGAUACGUACUGGCAGACAGAGACUGGUUCAAUCGUAAUAUCACCACUGCCAGGUGCCAUUCCCACUAAACCGGGAUCAGCCACUGUGCCCUUUUUCGGUGUUGAUCCAGUAAUAUUGGAUCCUGUUACUGGAGAGGAGUUGCAUGGAAAUGGUGUUGAGGGUGUGCUUGCAUUCAAGCAACCAUGGCCAUCGAUGGCUAAAACAGUUUAUAAUAACCAUCAUCGAUAUCUUGACACUUAUUUGAAACCUUAUAAGGGAUAUUACUUCACAGGCGACGGUGUCAGUAGAGAUGGGGAUGGUUAUUACUGGAUCCUUGGUAGAGUGGAUGACGUUAUCAAUGCAUCCGGACAUCGUCUGUCUACUGCCGAGAUUGAAUCGGCUUUGGUCGCACACGAUGGAGUAGCUGAGGCGGCAGUUAUCGGUGUUGCUCACGAUAUCACUGGGCAAGAGGUACAUGCAUUUGUUACUCUUAAACCUAGAGGAGAGAGUACGGAAAUUAAGGAAUUAAUCCUGCAAGUGCAGAAAGGAAUCGGCACAUUUGCUGCUCCCAAGAAAAUUUAUAUUGUUCCUGAUUUACCAAAGACUAGGAGUGGUAAGAUUAUGAGAAGAGUUUUGCGAAAAGUCGUCGCUGGAGAGUCGGAUCAACUUGGUGAUUUGAGUACGCUGUCAGACCCAAGUAUUAUUAGCACCCUUUUAGACAAGGUAAAUGAAUAA
Messenger RNA from Paraglomus brasilianum, 1971 nucleotides. NCBI's taxonomy places the organism in Eukaryota, Fungi, Glomeromycota, Glomeromycetes, Paraglomerales, Paraglomeraceae. The record is from the annotation of a GenBank genome assembly.